This is a messenger RNA of Archocentrus centrarchus (flier cichlid), 2863 nucleotides long. RefSeq names its product tnfrsf1a-associated via death domain (gene tradd). Gene Ontology annotation, cellular component: tumor necrosis factor receptor superfamily complex. The record is from RefSeq and is a predicted model, not a curated record. Gene Ontology annotation, molecular function: transmembrane receptor protein tyrosine kinase adaptor activity. Gene Ontology annotation, biological process: extrinsic apoptotic signaling pathway; positive regulation of canonical NF-kappaB signal transduction. Lineage: Eukaryota; Metazoa; Chordata; Actinopteri; Cichliformes; Cichlidae. Bases 1418 to 2359 code for a protein of 313 amino acids. The transcript has 4 exons.
UUCAGAAAGAAGCUGGGGUAAAAAAGGUGGAGUGAGGCCAGAAACAUCGUGGAUGUAUUUUGGCUGCCACUGAUCCAGGCGGUUAAGUUCACAGAGAUGAUACGGUUUAUUUUCCCAUCACUUUGAGUGAAGACGAUUAGAAUCUGAAUCUUCUGUUUCAGAUAGAAUGAGACAUAGAAUUAAUAACCACUGAUCAAAGGUUCGGACCCUGAACUUGAGAUGACGUACUCCUCUUGCCACAUAUUUUUAUUACCUGUUGAUGGUGGAGGUGGAGUGGUUUACACUUUCGCCUCACAGCAUGAAGGAUCUGCAUUCAGACCUCCUGCUGGGUUGGGAUGUUUCUGUGGAGUCUGCAUGUACUUCCUGUGCCUUCCUGGGUUUCCUCUGCAUUCUCUGAUUUCCCCACACAGUCCAAAGACGUGUGUUAGGUUAAUAGGUGUCUUUUAAAUUGGCCGUGAGUGUGUGUGUGAAUGUCUGUCCAGGGCUCCAAAUUCAACAGACAAGUAAAUCGACUGAACAGGUGAUAGAGUGGGGUAACUGUUUGAUUUAUUAUACUAGUGCAUUAGUGCAGUCAAAAAAAUGGAAAAAGUUCUUUUUUGGUAAUUGAAUUCAAAAAGGUAAACGUUUGCAUACUCUGCAUUCAUUAAGACAUACAGUGAAUUAUUUCAAGAUUUUUUUUGUUUAAAUUUUGAUGAUUAUGCCUUAUAGCUUAUGAAAAUCUCACAUUAGUAGAAUAUUUACUUACACAGUAUUUCACAGUAUAAAUAUCUGUGUGACUCUGUCAACCUCAAUCAUUGGGAAGAAUGCUGAGUUGACCGUUGCUGGUGUCAGUGCAUCAAGAGGCACCACACACAGACAUCUUCAGGAAAGGAGCUACAACUGUUGCAUUCCUAAUACCAGUCCACUCCUCAGGAGUCUUAUCUAGAUAAGGAGAGGAAGAACUGGACUGUUGCUCAGUGGCCCAAAGUCCUGUCUCCAGAUUAAGGUAAAAAUUGUGUUUGAUUUGGAAAUCAAGGUCCUAGAGAAUGGAGGAAGAGUGGUGAAUCCAAGGUGUUUGGAGUCCAGUCUGAAGUUUCCACAGUUUGUGAUGAUUCUGGCCCACAGUCCAAAGUCAACACAGCUAUCUACCAGGAGAUUUUAGAGAACUUUAAUCUUACAUCUGCUGACAAGCUUUAUGGUGUUGCAGAUUACCUUUUCCAGCAGGAUUUAGCACCAGCCCACAGUGCCAAAACUACUACCAAAUGGUUUUGGGUUUUGAGUGUAUAAAUGAGCAUGCAGAUAUUUUAGUAAAUCCUUUUUUUUAUCUUAGCAAAUAUUCUAGUAAUUUGAGGUACUGGAUUUUCAGUUUUUAUGAGUUAUAUAUCGCAGUCACUAAAAUUAAAGCAAAAAAGGCUUUAAAUAUUUCAAUUUGCAUAUAAUGAGUAUAGAAUAUAUGAAAGUGUACCUUUUUCAGUUAAUUGUCUCAAAUUGUGUUCAGAGAAUGGCAGACAAGACUGUGGAUGGAGGUCCAUGGACGGGAUGCACGGUCAUGUUCCUGCAGUCUCUCUGUCCUGGUGUGAACCUGCUCUCUCUCUACAAAGACCCACAGGGAAAGUUCAUAAUUUUCAAAGUCAUCAAGCUGACACUUAUAGAUUCAGCAGGAGGUCUGGGUACAUAUGAAAUCCUGAAGGUCCAUGAUGCUGAUCCCUUCCUGGGGGUGGAGGUGAAGUUUGUGAAUGUGACAGCAUGUCGUCAGUUCCUGGAGAGCUACAGCUCUGGAGCAGUGAGGCAGUAUCUCUGCCAGCAUGCCUGCCGGCUGCUCGCUCUGCCCCAAGAGUUAACUGUGGAAACCCAGCUCAAGGCAGGCACUCACAUCCUGGAUCUGUGUCUAGAGAACUUGGAGCUUUGCCUACAGCACAUCCACCUGUCACAGCCAGAGCGCCUGCGCGAUGAGGAGAUUGAUGAGCUUGAGCAGCAGUUGCAGAGUCAGGCCCGUGGUCCUGCCUCACAGACCGCCACCAUCACACAGGAAGAGUCUCCCAUUCCCAGCAACUGCUUCGAGUUUGAGAACAGAGUGUUUGAGGACCGAAUGCUGACAGCGGCAGAUGUGCAGAGUUUUUCUAACGGAGUGGGCCGUCACUGGAAGCAUGUAGGGAGGGCACUGGGGAGGAACUGCCGCGCUCUGAAGGGUCCAGCUAUAGACAACCUGGCCUACGAGUACGAGAGAGAAGGGCUAUAUGAGCAAGCCUAUCAGCUGCUCAGCCGCUUCAUCCAGGCGGAGGGGAGGGCAGCCAAGCUGAGCCGACUGGUCAAAGCACUGGAGGACUGCAAACUCACCAGCCUUGCUGAACAUAUUCUGGGCCUCCAGCCGCGAGAGUAACUCUGAGUCCGAGCUGUGAAAACAGAGGGCGACGGGUCCUCUCUGCAUGAGGAGCAGCGACUUUGUCCUUCCUGGUUAUAUUACAUACACAGUGUGUUUGUUCUUCAUGUCUGUCAUCAUCAUCAUCUUCACAUUUCAAAUCAUUCCUCUGUGUGUGCGUGUGUGUGUGUACGUGUGUGUGUGUGUGUGUGUGUGUGUGUGUGUGUGUGUGUGUGUGUGUGUGUGUGUGUGUGUGUGUGUGUGUAUGAGUGUGUUGCACAUGUGUGAAUCAUUAAAUGAUUCACAUCUUUUUGUUUAUUACUAUUAUUGAUAAUUGUUUUCAUUUAGUUGGAAUGAUCUGUCAUCACUGUUUAAAAAAUGCUGUCGUGAGUUUAAUGCACUAUUUAAACUGUUUUCAUCAUGUUUCUCCUUUUCAAGUCAAUUUACAGAUGAAACCUGCUGGGUCUUCUUUCUAAUGAGUGUAAAACUGAAGGUUAUUGGUUGUUGUUUUUUUUUUACAAAAUG